Phalaenopsis equestris is the source of this 644-nucleotide messenger RNA. RefSeq names its product VQ motif-containing protein 22-like. The annotation marks the transcript as partial. The record is from RefSeq and is a predicted model, not a curated record. NCBI's taxonomy places the organism in Eukaryota, Viridiplantae, Streptophyta, Magnoliopsida, Asparagales, Orchidaceae. The transcript has a single exon.
CCCGCUUCCCCAGCCGCCGCCGGCGGAGGGGUCCACGGCCUUCUCCGCUCCGCCGGAAAAGCACCUCCGCGCAAGCGCUCCAGGGCCUCUCGUCGCGCCCCCACUACUCUACUCAACACCGAUACAGCAAACUUCCGAGCCAUGGUUCAGCAAUUCACCGGCGUGCCGACCGGACCGUACAAUAAUACCGACGGAUUCGGGUUCCGGCUCGGGUCAGAGAACACUACCCAACAGCCACCUGCCGCCAUGCCGCAACAGCAACGGCAGUACUAUGAGUACAUGCCGCCACAGCAACAGCAACAGGAAGAUGGGAUGCAUAUGGGGUAUGGAGUGAUGGGAACUGGGAUGGAUGAUGGGCAUGCGAUGCCGGGGUUCUUCAUGGAUGGGAUUGGUCAUGGGUAUACUUUUAAUGGAUGAUGAUGUUGAUGAUGAUGAUGAUGAUUAUGAUGUAAGUAGGUGAUGAUGUGUAGAUUAUGAUGAAUAUGUGGCUACUUUUAUUAUGGUUUUAUGAUUUUGGUAUGCUCUGAAUGAGCUAUUUGGUCGGGGUUAAUUCUUUUGAAUUUUCUUCAUGGUAGCUUGUAUGUUACGUAACUGGUGGGACAGUGAAGGAAUAUGUUUGAUUGCGACGGAAAUGCUGUUUUCAA